CGAAUAGUAAUCGAUAUUUGUUCCAGCCCAAUUCGGCUCUCCUAGUAAACAUAUAAUUUAACGAAACGGAAUAAAUAUAUAAAUAAAUAUGAGUGGAGCUCACAGAGAGGCGAUUCAAAAGCAGAUCCACCAGGACUGGGCGAACAGGGAAUACAUCGAAGUGAUAACGGCCAGCAUAAAGCGAAUUACCGACUUUCUGAACUCUUUCGAUAUGUCCUGUCGCUCCCGUCUGGCGGUUCUAAAUGAAAAACUAACGAUCCUUGAGCGACGCAUAGACUAUUUGGAGGCCUGUGUCGCCCAAGGGGAAACCCUAACGUAAAUGCUGCCCCACAAUUUUACACUAAGCUUUGUACAUUUAUAAGAUAAUUAAAAAAUACUGAUAUAAUA
Molecule: messenger RNA, 387 nt
Organism: Drosophila takahashii
Lineage: Eukaryota; Metazoa; Arthropoda; Insecta; Diptera; Drosophilidae
Gene: HSPC300
Product: haematopoietic stem/progenitor cell protein 300
Biological process (GO): cell motility; actin filament organization; regulation of actin polymerization or depolymerization
Cellular component (GO): SCAR complex
Molecular function (GO): protein-containing complex binding
Source: RefSeq, a predicted model, not a curated record